Medicago truncatula (barrel medic) is the source of this 1701-nucleotide messenger RNA. Its product is annotated as pentatricopeptide repeat-containing protein At2g25580. The coding region runs from base 1 to 1701 and encodes 566 amino acids. Gene Ontology annotation, biological process: RNA modification. The transcript is spliced from 3 exons. NCBI's taxonomy places the organism in Eukaryota, Viridiplantae, Streptophyta, Magnoliopsida, Fabales, Fabaceae. Gene Ontology annotation, molecular function: zinc ion binding; protein binding; RNA binding. The record is from RefSeq and is a predicted model, not a curated record.
AUGGUUGAAUAUUCAUCUUCUUCGUUUAGUGGGUCAACAUUAAAGCAAAGAACCAAGUUGGUUUGUUUUUGUGGUGUUGAUUCACCAUUGGUGACUGCUUGGACUGAUGAGAAUCCAGGGAGGAGGUUUCACGGCUGUGGGAGGUAUUUUGGCAGAAGAAAAUGCAAUUUUUUUAGGUGGUAUGAUCUUGAGGUACCUGAUAGGCAGAAGAAAAUAAUUCGAGCACUGUUGAGGAAGAAUGAUCAAUUGAAGAAGAAAGAAAGAAGUUUUAUUAUGCUAACUGCUAAGUCAUUCAUGAUGUUUUCUAAAAAAGCUUCUCUAGUUACUGUCAGUUCUCUUUUGAAGUUGUGCAAUGGAUGUUGUUCACGCCACGUUGCAAACUGUAUCAAAGACUGCAAUACGUCAAGGGCUAUUUACACUGCUGCUAAAAGGUGGGGUUUCCGAUUAUCUGGUGGUUAUCAAGCAGAUGAUUCUUCGGAUUAUCAACAAAAUCGUGCUGGGUUGUAUAACCGAAGGUACAAAGGCACACUCGUAGAAGUACUAGAUAGUUUUUGCAGGGAUGGUAAAGUGAAUGAAGCGGUUGACAUUUUGCAAGUGUUGGAAAAGCUUUAUAUUCAUAUGGAUUUGCAGCGUUGUUUGCAAUUAAUGCACGUUUGUGGGAAGACUAAGUCUCUUGAAGAGGCAAGAGUUGUACACAGACAUGCUUUGCAACAUUUGCAUCCUCUUACGGUUAGCACAGACAAUAGAGUAUUGGAGAUGUAUUUUGAAUGUGGUUCUCUAGAUGAUGCAAUCGACGUGUUCAAGAGCAUGCCUGAGUACGAUUUGACUACUUGGCAUACUAUGAUAAUGCAACUCGCCAAGAAUGGGUUUCCAGAAGAUUCAAUUGAUAUAUUUACUCAAUUUAAAAACAUGGGACUAAAACCUGAUGGCCAAAUGUUUAUUGGAGUUUUUGGUGCAUGUAGUAUGUUGGGAGAUAUUAGUGAGGGAAUGCUCCACUUUGAAUCCAUGAGCAAAGACUAUGGCAUUGUACCAACAAUGGCCCAUUAUGUCAGUCUAGUAGAGAUGAUUGCUAGUAUUGGGCAUCUUGAUGAAGCAUUGGAGUUCAUUGAAAAGAUGCCAAUGGAACCAAGUGUAGAGGUAUGGGAGACUUUGAUGAAUAGUUGCAGAGUUCAUGGAAACAUUGAGUUGGGGGAUCGUUGUGCUGAACUAGUUAUGAAGUUGGAUCCUUCUCGUUUGAAUGAGAAAGCUAAAGCUGGCCUUUUACUUGGAGAAAUUUCAGAGCAGAACAAAUCAACAAUAAAUAAUCAUCUAGAAGUUCAGAGUCAAGUCCAUGAAUUUCGAGAUAGAGAUGCUUACGAUCCAAAAAAUUAUAAGAUAUGUGCUUUACUUAGAGGUUUGAGAGUGCAAAUGAAGGAAGCUGGCUAUAUUGCAGAUACGGGGCAUGUGUUGCAUGACAUAGACCAGGAAGGCAAAGAAGAUGCUCUCCUUGCCCACAAUGUGAGACUGGCUGUUGCUCAAGGUCUCUUUAACAGUAAGGUUCGUUCUACUAUUAAAGUAAUUCAGAAUCGCCGUUUUUGUGGUGAUUGUCACACUGCAGUGAAGUUUAUUUCUAAGCUUGUGGGAAGAGAAUUCAUCAUCCGAGAUGCUAAAAGGUUCCACCAUAUGAAUAAUGGGUUGUGCUCCUGCCAUGGUUAUUGGUGA